Manis pentadactyla (Chinese pangolin) is the source of this 686-nucleotide messenger RNA. RefSeq names its product transthyretin (gene TTR). The record is from RefSeq and is a predicted model, not a curated record. The coding region runs from base 80 to 523 and encodes 147 amino acids. Gene Ontology annotation, biological process: purine nucleobase metabolic process. The transcript has 4 exons. NCBI's taxonomy places the organism in Eukaryota, Metazoa, Chordata, Mammalia, Pholidota, Manidae. Gene Ontology annotation, molecular function: thyroid hormone binding.
CCGCAGCCUGGCUUGGGACAAGUGUGCAUAAAAGCCCCAGGCUGGGGCGCCCUCCCAGAGGCCCCCAACUCUCGGCAGGAUGGCUUCCGCGGGCCUGCAGCUCCUUUGUCUUGCUGGACUGGUGUUUGUGUCCGAGGCUGACCUGGUGGGCGGCAGUGAGUCCAAGUGUCCACUGAUGGUCAAAGCCGUGGACGCCGUGCGAGGCAGCCCGGCGAUCGGUGUGGCUGUGCGCGUGUUCCAGCAGGCGGCCGACCACAGCUGGGAGCCGUUUGCCACCGGGAAAACCAAUGAAUUAGGAGAACUCCAUGGGCUCACAACCGAUGAGAAAUUUGUGGAGGGGAUAUACAAAGUGGAGCUAGACACUAAAUCCUACUGGAAGGCACUUGGCAUUUCCCCAUUCCAUGAAUAUGCAGAGGUGGUGUUCACGGCAAACGACUCCGGCCACCGCCACUACACCAUCGCUGCCGUGCUCAGCCCCUACUCCUAUUCCACCACAGCCCUCGUCAGCAGCCCCCAGAGCUGAGGAGUAGCCUCCAGGCACUGGAAGAACGGCCGACAGGAUGCCAUGUGACCACUAGGAUUCCAUUGUUAUUAGUCUUUUAUUAAAAUUUAUAAAGCUUUCACUUUAUAAGCUACGUUAGAAACGUGGCAGAAACAAUAAAACAUUCCUAUUAAUGCACUUCCCA